AGAGAGCGAUGGAUGGAGAUCUGCCCACAUGUUCCGGUACUUUUAAACAAAAGGUUUAUAGGCUUCAACUAUACAUGAGGUGUGAUAAAUGAGAGAGGUGAUACUUUCAGCUGCUAAUCUGAGCUCUGCGCCUUUAAAAACAGUCUGUUCCCUGUUUUCAGUCCCAACUGUCGACCGGUGGCCACGUAUGGCUCCGCGCCCCGACGUUUCUCCCACGGUUUGUUCAACAGCUGCUGAACUUCUGUCGGUCAACGGUCGCCACAUUAACGGCGUGUUAUUUGUAAUUCUAUGAAGAACUUUAAAAAAAAAAAGUCUCGUUAGAGUUGUUUCGGACAAAGUUUUGGAUGAAGGUUUCCCGCUGGGACAGUCAAGCAGCAGCAGGAGCAAGAGGAGGAGGAGGAGGCAGGUUGUGGUGGGAUCGUCCAGGGUAUCUGAUCUGAGAUCGGCUCACAUUUAUAAUCAGACAGACGGCGGCUUCUUUGGGCUGAACUGAGCUGAGCUGAGUUGGACGAACGGACAGUUUCACCGGGAAAGUUUUUUCUUCUUCUUCUUCACCGAGGAGGAUUAAGGGGACGGAAAGGUUGGAAAUAAUAGAAAAGUUUAAGCUGUAUGUGGACCUUUGUCCUCUGAAGAGUUCGAACUGCUUCUUCACUCUGGAAGAGUUACUCUUUUACAGGCAUUUGUGAUUAAGCUAAGCUUUAGCGUCUACAUAUAACUAUAUAUAUUUUUAACUUUGCUUAAUCUAAGCAUAAGUAAGUCAUCUUUUCAAAAUGGAUAAAUACGAGGAUCUUGGACUAGAAGCGAGUAAGUUUAUCGAGGACUUAAAUAUGUAUGAAGCAUCCAGAGAUGGCUUAUUUCGAAUGAGGAGGGAUGCAGGAAAUAAUCCUGAUUUUGAAGAGACUAGAAGAGUUUUUGCCUCUAAAAUGACAAAAAUACAUAUGCAGAAACAACAAGAAGAGAUGGCAAAAAACAGCCAGGCUGUUAAAAUGAAUGGGGGUCAUAACAGCACUCAUUACACCAAAGACAGACCGCCCAUUAACAGCUACAGACAGCCGGGUGAGGCGUCAGCGAAGCCCCCGAUGCUGUCUGGCCCUGUGCCGAGCACCGCGCCUGGGAAUCAGUACGCUGAGUUUGAUGGCCCGAAACACCACGCGGGUAUCCAGUCUGAACUCCCAGCGAGCAGGGCAUUUGGCUACGGAAGUAAUUACGAUAAUAAGGAACGCUUAGAGCCACGUUCAUACCAACACAGCAGCCCUUCUCCUCCUAGUCCUGGAAACUCUGCUCCAAAUGCAUCUUCACAUGCUCGGCACCCAGUCAGCCCGCCAGCAGCUUGGGCCCCAUCCAGAGAAAACCAGCUUUCCCCAUCUUUGUCAGAGUCAGGGAACAGUGCAUCUCAGCAACAACCACAGAGCCUGCAAGCAGCUUCCAUCUUCAACAGUCUUCCAUCACAACAGAAUCAAGCUUUCAAUCUAAGCACAUCCAACUCCUCCGGGACAGCCAGAGGUAGAACAGGAGAGCCCUCUGGCUUAGGAAAACCAGACUUGAUCCCUGCCUUACCCUUGAGUGCUUUCACAGGAGGAGCUGACUUCCAUGUGCAACAGCCCUCCACCCAGCCUGCAGCCCAAUAUGUGCCACCUUCAGCUUCAAAUCCCUCUGUCAGCCAUAAUGGCGCUGUGGCAGCUUCUUCUGUCCUACCUACAUCAUCUGAAACACCUCAACCCAAAGCCAAGGAGACAUCUGUUGCCCUGAACCCUGUUAGUGCCUCCAAAAGCACCAGCCAGAUUCCAGGUCGGAGCCAAAUACUUCCAAGUGGACAGGUCACGAGUGCUGAAGCUGAAGGCCCAUGCUCCGCCAGGCCUGUCCACUUACCCUCUCAGUCUCUGCUCAUGCAGCCCUCUGAAUUGGCACCUUCAACAGCUGAAAUAAAGUUAGAGGCCCUCACUAAGCGACUGGAAAAAGAGAUGGAUGCUCACCCAAAUGCUGACUACUUUGGAGCCUGUGUGAAGUGCAAUAAAGCUGUUUAUGGAGCCAACCAGGCUUGCCAGGCUAUGGGGAGCCUGUACCAUGACACCUGCUUCACCUGUAGUGCCUGCAGUCGAAGGCUAAGAGGGAAGGCUUUCUACUAUGUUGGAGGGAAGGUUUUCUGUGAGGAGGACUUCCUGUACUCUGGUUUCCAGCAGUCUGCUGACAAGUGCAAUGCAUGUGGACAUCUGAUCAUGGACAUGAUUUUACAAGCUCUCGGGAAGUCUUAUCACCCUGGCUGCUUCCGCUGUGUGAUCUGUAAUGAGAGCCUUGAUGGAGUACCCUUCACUGUAGACACUGAAAAUAAGAUCUACUGUGUCAAAGACUAUCACCGGGUCCUGGCCCCUAAAUGUGCAGCCUGUAAUCAGCCCAUCCUGCCCUCAGAGGGGUCUGAUGAAACCAUUCGGGUUGUAUCCAUGGAGAAAGACUAUCAUGUGGAAUGUUAUCACUGUGAGGACUGUAAGAUGGAGCUGAAUGAUGAGGAGGGUCACCGCUGCUACCCUCUGAAUGGCCAUCUUCUCUGCCACUCCUGUCACUUGAAGCACAUCCAGCCCGGCUGCCCCCCUUCACUCCCUGCCUCCUCUUUCUAAUGGUCAAAUGGAUGGAGGGAGACACCUGCUGGAUCUGAGGAGAAACUACCAAACUUGGGCAGCAGGAAUGGAUGUGUUCAAUUCUUGUUGUAGAGGAUUGAUUGAUUUAAUGCAUCACAUUCUACUAUAGUUUGAUGUGUUCUAAAAAGAAUGUUAAUGAAGUCUCACUUAGGCAGAAUGUACCAUGGGUUUGACCCAAUAAUGAAGUAUUGUGAUACACCAAAGCCCUGUUUUGAAUACACUGACAUCUUGCAAACUUUGCAGAAGUGAUGCCAUGUGUUUUUUUCUUCAUUUAAAUAUCAGUUAAAUUUGACUUUGUGAAUAAUUUUCUACUCAUUUAACAUUCUCUGUGCCUUUAACUUCAGAUUUGCACUUAAAAAGCUCAUUUCAAGUUUAAAGUUGAUUCAUGAAUCAUCCUUUCUAAGGUUCUUAUGAGUAAAUUGUGUGAAGUGAACUCUGGACUGUGACACAAAUCACUGGUACCUAAAGUUUCAGUCAGAGAAGGAAUAAUCUGCUGGUUCGUUAAGCUGUUAGAAAAUAACAUUUCAGUCUUUUUUUGUCACAUAUUCAAUCUUAAGUGCAGAAAUGUGUUCAUUUGAAUCUGACUACUCAUGGCUGUGUUGCUGAAUGUAAAAGAAAAUUUGAAAGAUCUGCAUUCAGUCGGCACGACAAGUUUCAGUGUGGAAACAUUACACAAUAAAUUAGACCAAAUAAUCCUUGAACUCCACCACCUCAAAAGUGCUCAUAGUUUCCUAUUUUUUUUCUCUUUAAAAGCCUAAUUAAAUGUAAGUAAGGAAGCUUUGGUUGGUCUUUUUGUGGUGAUAUAAAGUCUUUGCUUGUUACAUGCAGCCUGUUGUAAGCACUUAGAAAUAGAUCAAUUACUUUUCUAUGCAGCAAUAAUAUUAGGCCUGUAGAUCAACAGAUUUUAGUUACAUUUCCAGACAUUUUAUAUUUAAAAGGUAUGUAUUUCAAGGCCUAUAAUGUUUUUUAACCUCGAAGCAAACCAUGGACUAAUGAUAUAAAGGAAAUGUAUUUAAUACUUUAUAUUCAGGCUUAUGGUCAAAUACCGUACAAAUACUAAUUUGUUUUGCAGAGUGAACUUUUUUUUCUUUAUUUUGUUAUUCAUGUUUUGUGUUUACUAACUUAAUACUUAAGUUGCUUGUUUUAAAUCCUUUUGUCAUCAACACUUGGCUAAGAUGAAGAGCAAAAAUAUACUUUGUGAGUUUUGCUGUAAAUAAAAUAUUUAAUAAAACUCAAUGAUCCAGUU
Melanotaenia boesemani (Boeseman's rainbowfish) is the source of this 3879-nucleotide messenger RNA. RefSeq names its product LIM domains containing 1a (gene limd1a). The coding region runs from base 771 to 2612 and encodes 613 amino acids. Gene Ontology annotation, biological process: negative regulation of hippo signaling; regulation of DNA-templated transcription; positive regulation of miRNA-mediated gene silencing. Gene Ontology annotation, molecular function: transcription corepressor activity. Gene Ontology annotation, cellular component: adherens junction; nucleus; P-body. The record is from RefSeq and is a predicted model, not a curated record. NCBI's taxonomy places the organism in Eukaryota, Metazoa, Chordata, Actinopteri, Atheriniformes, Melanotaeniidae. The transcript has 8 exons.